Messenger RNA from Eurytemora carolleeae, 1001 nucleotides. RefSeq lists its product as uncharacterized. Bases 504 to 1001 code for a protein of 165 amino acids. Gene Ontology annotation, cellular component: membrane. The transcript has 6 exons. Gene Ontology annotation, biological process: carbohydrate metabolic process. The record is from RefSeq and is a predicted model, not a curated record. Lineage: Eukaryota; Metazoa; Arthropoda; Copepoda; Calanoida; Temoridae. Gene Ontology annotation, molecular function: galactoside 2-alpha-L-fucosyltransferase activity.
AUGACUAUGACAAAGCGCGUCAAACAACGUCAGAUUAAAAAAAAACGACCCCAGACCAACACUUUUUCAGUUAAAAAACGGUAUAGGAGGGUUCAAGGAAAUAGUAAUGGGGUUAAAAUAUUGCAUUCACAUUAUAAAGGUUGGAGCUCAAGUACAAUGUAUAUUAAUGAUGAGUUGAAGGAUUUCAGCCUCAUUUCAAGUGACUCCCCAUUUCAAGAUUAACAUGCUAAUUUACUGAAGUCCAAUACUGGAUUUAUUUUGCCAAGAAAAAUACUAAGAAUAUCUAGAAAUUGAUAAUUUGCAAUUGCAGUUUGCCAUCUAAGUGAUCUGCGGCUUUACAGAGCAGAGGCAAUGAAAGGAAAUUGACCAAAAUUAUCUCUGUCGGGGAUGGAAAAGUCAUCAUUUUCUUGAGAUAAAAUCGAUUAUUCUUUAAAAGCUCUAUAAAUUGAUUGAUUGACUGAUAGUUCGGUUUAACAGCAAUAUUAACAAAGUAUCAGGCAGAAAUGAUGGAAAAUGCUUUUCAUCCAGAUGCAUAUAUUUUCAAAGAAGGUGUUGUUGAUGUGAAUAGUCCUGUGGAAGGAAUAGCAGAAAUGAACGAGCAUGGAGAAUAUUUUUAUGAUGCUUUUAUUGAAAAUAUUGACAAAUAUCAGUUUAAUAAGAUACUUGAUGUAGGUGUGUAUCCUUCGCCUUUUUAUAUGUUCUAUCAAAUACGGAACGAGUUGAAAAAACAUUUUCAGUUUCAUGAUGAUAUACAGAAUGCUGCUUAUGAAGCUAUGGAGCAGUGUACAGAGAAGAUUAGGGAGAAGUAUGAUGGGAAGAAAAUAGUUAAAAUAGCUGUUCACGCCAGAAGAGGAGAUUAUUUAAAUUCUAAGGAUGUUAAAAAAAAGGAAAUCAUGGCUGAUGAUGAAAUGUGGAUAGAAUACUUUUUUUAUUGUAUUAACAUAUUUAGGUAUAUAUAUUUUUUACAGUGCACUUUGCUUCAAUCAAUUGAAAAUCCGUAA